Messenger RNA from Tetrahymena thermophila SB210, 13251 nucleotides. Its product is annotated as dynein heavy chain. Gene Ontology annotation, molecular function: dynein light intermediate chain binding; dynein intermediate chain binding; ATP binding. The transcript is spliced from 28 exons. The record is from RefSeq and is a predicted model, not a curated record. NCBI's taxonomy places the organism in Eukaryota, Ciliophora, Oligohymenophorea, Hymenostomatida, Tetrahymenidae. Gene Ontology annotation, cellular component: dynein complex. Gene Ontology annotation, biological process: microtubule-based movement.
AUGAAUAAUUCUUUUCGCAGAAGAGGUUCUUCUGUUUCUAGGAAUACAUCAUAAUAAAGUAUGACAUCAUCCUAGCAAUAAAGAAUGAAUUCUUAAAGAGAUUUCAAUGGUGAAGAAUAAGACUAGUAUUAGGAUAUGGAUUAACAAUAGUACUAUAGCGAGAAUCCUCAAUAACAACAAUAUAAUUAACAUGACAAUAACUAAUACUAUAGCAAUGGAAAUUCUAAUAAGAAUGAUUAUUCAUAAUAGCAGCAAUAGUUUUAGUCUUAGUAAGCAAAGAUGAGUUAAGCAAAGUAAAUGCUUGUAAAUAGAUUAUUUCAAAAGGUCUAAGUAGGAAAUUUAAAUUAAAUUGUAAGGUAUAGAGGUAAUUCUUAAGAUACUUCUAUGACACCUAAAAUUGUUAUUGAUAAUUGGAAAUAAUAACAACUUGGUAAUCCUAAACCAAAAGAUAUUCUUCCUCCUAUAGUCAAAGCAGGUGCUUAAACUACAAAGGGAAAUAACCAGGAAGAUGGAAAUAAUCUUAGCAUGACAAUUAAUGAAUUAGUUAGACCAACAUCAAAACAAAUUUCAAAAAGUUUUCGUUUACAGGCUUUGGGUACAAAACGUGCAAACUCAAUAGGAUAAAAGAAUAAUUUAAACAAUAGUAGCAAUAAUAUUCCCGCAUCAAAUUUAUAACCACCAUUAAACAACAACGCUAUUAAUUUAUAUGAUAAUAGCUUUUCUUUAAUGCUGCCACCAUCUAGAAAUAUCAUUUCAAGGGAUAAAAAUAAAAAGCGUAUGAUAUAAGGAUUGAACUAAACAAUGAUGGAUCAAACAUCUUUUAAUUAAAUUGAAGAAGUAUAAGACAAUUAUCAAUAAGAUGGGUCUUUUUAUGGUGGAGCACCUUUUAAUGUUUCUUAUAAAAUAAAACCAGUGAAGAUAUUGAUGGAUGAGAUGAUUGGAACUAACAACACUUCAUUAGAGUAUUAUCAAACUCAAUAAAUGAAAAAGGUAUUUUAAAGCUAAGCUUCUAAAUCUGUCCUUAGAGAUGACGAUACAAUUGGUCCUGAUCAAUCUCAAUACAAUGCAGAUUCUUCUGGAAAUCAGAUCGAAAAGGGAUUAUAUAAGUAAGCUAGUGAUACAAAUAUUAUUGAGAAUAACGGAGAAACUUUCCUAUCAAGAGAUAUAGAUAGCUUCAUAUAAGCAGUAAGAGAAAGCAAGGUUCCUUUGAGUUAAUUUAUUUAUCUAGUAAAAAUCCAAUAAAACUCAAAUGAUGCAUAUAAUAUGAAAGUUGUUAAGUAUCAUGAACUGAAAAAAAAUAACAUAAACGAUUACUACACUUUGAGUUCUUAAGGUGUUACUAGAUUUGAAAAUAAUAAGCCAUCAGAUUUUGUGCAUUUAAGUGAUUGGCUUAAAGAGAGAGACUAGUUCAACGAAAUAAAGUCUUUGAAAUUUUUUUAGAAAUUUAGAAAAUGGAAAACUUUAAAGAAAUGGUGUAAAAUAAUUUAUCAAUAGCGUCACAAAUAACUUGGAGAUAUUCUCAACGAAAAAUUAUUUAUUUUAAAACCUAUUUAUUAAAAAUUACUUCUAAAUCACCGUGCUUUAUGCUAUGAUAUAGAAAAACUGAGAUUUGUCGAUGUGUAAGGAAGCGAUACCUUAACAUUACAAGAAUUUUAAGAUUUAUAGUAAAAUCAAAGAAGCGAUGUAGCUUCUAAAUUGGAGACUUUCUCUUAAAAGUUGCAUGAUAAUUGUAGAAAAGGAAUCAAAGAAGAAAUAGAUCAACUUCGUCUUAAAAUUCUAAAAGCAAAAUCUAACGAAGAAGAACAAAUGAGAGAAUAAGCUCAUGAAGUAUCGAUUAAGAAUCAAGUUAUGGAUGAGAAGAAACAAAUAUGGGAAAGCUUAGGUUUUCCUUAGGAUAUGAAUUACGGCUAAAGAAGUAUGAUGAGAAAUGAAUUUGUUAGAUUCUUAAGAUUAGCUUAUUUGCUUGAUUUUGUAGCAAUUUAGAGUCUAGGAAAUGUUUAUAUUAACUCAGCAACUGACUUUUUAUCAAAAAUCAAAGAAACAGCUGAUUGCGCUACUUAAAAUAUGAUUCUUGAAAGUGAUCCUGAUAAAUUGUACUAAGAAUUUGAUCCUAUGUUUAAGAUUGAUUUUAAAUUAAAAUAUGACUUGAAGAAUAUCAAUUAGAAUUUAGUUGUUUAGACAUAACAAUAUAGAGCUGCUAACUUGAAAAAAAAUUUGGAUGAUUUUGAUUUAGAGAAAUUUUCUGAAUUUACUAAAGAAAUUACAAAUGAAGAGGAGCAAUAACAGUAGCAAUAAGAAAAUAAAACAACUUUACAAGUUGAUGAAGAGUUAGACGAUGAUGACAUUAAAGUGAAAAGAGAAGCUGUAAACAUUCAUACUUCAUGGUUAUAAGUUUUGCCAAGUAGGAAAGAGUUUUUAGAUACUAUUUAACACAUAUUCUCAGAAGGAUUAGAUUGCAUUUAAAACAUCGAAAGAUGGAGCAAACAUUAGUAGUUUUUGAUUUAUGUCAAAGGUCUAGAAGAAUGGGACGAAAUUAUUGGUGAAAAAUGGACCAAACCAGAAAGCUACUCUUUAAAUCCUACAACCUGGAUUAAAGAGAGUAUGCAACAAAAUUCUUUUAUGGAAGACUGCUUCAAAGUUAUUGAGUCUUCUUUUAAGCGUAUCGAAAAAUUCUAAGAAGAAUUCAAGCCUUAUUUCAAUAUGUUUUGGAGAGAAAUUAAUUGCAAUAUUAGUAUUUUAGAAAAUCCUAGAUUACUAAGAUAAUAGAAAACAUUCUCAUUAGCUUUAAAAUGCUAUUAAGACAACACAGAAAUUUUCAAUAUUAAAUUCAUUCAGUAAGCUAAUCUCGGGCUAUUUAAAGCUAUUACAACCGAUUUAGCUAAAUAAAUUAUCCCUGAUCAUACAAAGAGAGUGCAUGAAUUGGAGACAGUUUUACUCAAAAUAUAUAGAGAAAGAUCGUAAAAAGUUAGACAGUGGCUAGAAUAGGCCCAGGGCGCUUUAAGUGGAGGUGUUACUGAAAUCGAGUAGUUUGUUGAAAGGAAAAAUGCUUUAGAUAGAAUUUACAAAGAGCAAUCAGGUAAAAAAGAUGAAUUGAUGAAUCUCGAUUUACUUCUUGGAUUGCUCAAAUCGAAGUAAGUGCAAGAGUUACAAAAAGCAGAUACAGACUUACUGCUAAAGCUUAAUGACUUAGACUCAAAGCUAAACACAGCAUUAAAUAAUGCAGAAACUUAAACUACCUAGGAUAUUGAUAAAUAAAAAUUAAAGCUGCAAGAUAAAAUUAAAAUGCUUAAAGAAAAAGCUGUUGAGCUGCUUGAAGAAUCUUAGAAUAAAAAAUAUUUGGAAAUGACUGUCGAUCAGAAAUUAAGAGAAGCAUAUGUCAAAGAAUUAAUUGACAUUGAUUAGAGAAUUAAAAUGUAAGAAGAUAAUAUGAAUAAAUACAUCUAAUAUGAAGAAAUUCUUGCAGUUUAAGAAACAGCAAAUUACGAAACACUUCUAAGCGCUAGAGAAUAACUCAAUUUAAGAUUGAGUAUGUGGAAAGGUAUUCUAGAAUUUGAUGCACUGUAAAAAGAUUGGGAAAAUCUUCCUUUUGCCUCAAUUAAUGCUAAAUAGAUUGCUUCUUAAACUGAGUAGUACAUACGUAUCGUUAAUAGAUGUAAGAAGAACCUUCCUGAAAAUAAAGUAAUUGACCAUUUAAUGAACAUGGUUUGGAAGUACAAAGAUACUAUGCCUGUUGUAACAGCCUUAAGAAGUGAAUACUUAACCGAAGACCAUUGGAGAGAUAUUAAAGCAAUAUUAAAAAGUGACUUUAGCAUUGAAGAUGCCGAUUUUACUCUUAAGAAGUUACUUGCUCUAUAGGUUGAUAAGCACUAAGAAGAUAUAAUGGACAUAUCAGUUCGUGCAGCUCAAGAAGAGAGUUUAAGAUAGCAAAUCGACUAAGUUGAAAAGAGAUGGGAAGAAGUAGAAUUACACUUAAAAUAAUACAAGGAUUCUAAUGAUUUAUGGGUUUUAGCAGAUGUAGAUGAACUAAUUUAAGAAUUUGAUGAAGGUUUGGCAACAAUUAAUAACAUUCUUGCUAGUAGAUAUGUCAGACCUCUAAGAGCUAGGGCAGAAAAAAUGUAAUAAAGUUUAUUGUUGCUUUCAGAUAUUGUUGAUAAAUGGGUUGAAUAUCAAAGAAAAUGGAUGUAUUUAGAAAAUAUUUUUAGUGCACCAGAUAUUAAAAAGAAUUUGCCUUAAGAAUCUCACUAAUUCGAUGUGUGUGACAAAUUCUUAAGAUAACUUAUGAAAAAAACAUCUAUGAAUCGUAAAAUAAUUAAACUUAUCAAGUGGCCUGGUACUACUUUAAACGAAAAUCUCGGUAAAAACUGUGAGGCUUUAGAUGUUAUUGAGAGAUAGUUAGAAGAUUAUCUUGAAUUGAAGAGAUAGUCUUUCCCACGUUUCUACUUCUUAUCAAAUGAUGAAUUGCUAGAAAUUUUGGCAAAGGCUAGCAAGCUUGAAGAAGUUGAACCUCACUUGGGUAAGUGUUUUGAAGGAUUAGUUAAGUUAUAUAUGGGACCUGAUAAAACUACUUCAAAUAGUAAUUUAAUAUAUGGUAUGAUAUCACCUGAAGGUGAAGUUGUAGAAUUUUCCAAGUAUGUUUAAGCCAAAAGUAAUGUAGAAGUUUGGCUUGAUUAUCUGCAAAAAGAAAUGUUUGAAUGUAUCAAAAAGAAAAUGAGAGAAGGUUUACAAGAAUAUAUGGAUGGCAAGAAGAAACGUAAUGAGUGGAUUUUAACAAACAAAGGCUAAGUAGUGGCUACAAUUAGUCAAAUUUUAUGGUGUUUAAAUACCCAAGAUUAUUUAAUUUUUGAUCCUAACAAUACUGAAAAAGGUAAUAUGUGGGAAUGGUAUGAAGUCUGUGUUGGAUAGCUCUAACAAUUAACUGCUUUAGUUAGAGGGGACUUAUCAAGUUUACAUAGAAAGAUUAUUGUUGCUCUUAUUACAACUGAUGUGCAUAAUAGAGAUAUUGUAGAAAGAUUAGCUAAUUUAAGCAUAGAAAGUGUAACUGACUUUAAUUGGUAAUAAUAAUUAAGAUAUUAUUGGGACGAAAGACAAGAUGAUUGUGUGAUCAAUCAAGUUACAGCCAAAAUAACAUACGGUUACGAAUAUUUAGGUGCUACAUCACGUCUAGUUAUUACUCCUCUUACAGAUAGGUGCUGGAUCACUAUUACCUCUGCUCUAGAAAACAAAUUAGGUGCUGCUCCUGCUGGACCUGCUGGUACAGGAAAAACUGAAUCCACAAAAGAUUUAGCUAAAAGUUUAGGUAGAUUAUGUAUUGUCUUUAACUGUUCUGAUUAAAUCACAGCUGCUAUGAUGAAUAAGCUUUAUUCAGGAUUAGUUUAAUAAGGUGCUUGGGCAUGUUUGGAUGAAUUCAAUCGUAUUGAUAUUGAAGUACUUUCAGUUAUUGCUUAGUAGUUGCUUACAAUUCGUAUAGCUUUGUUAGCAGAAAAGGAGAAAUUUGAAUUUGAAGGUAUCGAAAUACCUUUAAAGAACACUUAUGGUGUAUUUAUUACUAUGAAUCCUGGUUAUGCUGGUAGAACUGAGUUACCUGAUAAUUUAAAAUCACUUUUCCGUCCUGUAAGUAUGAUGAUUCCAGAUUAUGCUAUGAUUGCAGAAAUUAUGCUUUUUGCUGAAGGUUUUGAAAAUGCACAAACACUUUCAAAGAAAAUGGUCUAGCUUUAUAAGUUAAGUUCCGAAUAGCUUUCACAGUAAGAUCACUAUGAUUUUGGUAUGAGAGCAGUCAAAUCCCUACUAGUUAUGGCAGGUUCUCUCAAGAGAGCAGAAAGCAAACUUAGUGAAGACAUCGUUCUAAUUAGAGCCAUGAGAGACUCAAAUGUUCCUAAAUUCUUGAAGGAUGAUUUACCUCUUUUCUCUGCUCUUGUGUAGGAUCUUUUCCCAGGUGCAGAAAUUCCAGAAGUCCAAUAUGGUAAUCUUGAGUUUGUGAUUCAUUAAUGCUUAAAAUCAAGUGGACUUUAAGUGGUUGACACAUUUGUGACUAAAAUUAUUCAGUUAUUUGAUACUAUGAAUGUACGUUUUGGUGUUAUGCUUGUUGGCCCUACAGGUAGUGGUAAAACUGAGUGCUAUAAGAAUUUGGCAAAAACAAUGAGCACUUUAAGAAAGUAAAAUGAUCCAGAUUAAAGGUAUUAAUAUGUAGAUUAUCAUGUUUUAAAUCCUAAGUGUAUUACUAUGGGUGAGCUAUACGGUGAAGUAGAUGUGUUCACAUAGGAAUGGAUGGAUGGCUUGGCUUCUUCCAUAAUCAGAAAUGUAAAUACUCCAGGUCUUGAUGGAACUUGGGAUCCUCGCCAUAGAGAUUGGAUUGUUUUUGAUGGUCCAGUUGAUGCUCUUUGGAUUGAAAAUAUGAAUACUGUAUUGGAUGAUAACAUGACUCUUUGCUUAGCUAAUUCAGAACGUAUUAAAUUGAGAUAAGAAUUAAGAAUGGUCUUUGAAGUUUAAGAUUUGGCUGUAGCUUCACCUGCUACAGUCAGUAGAUGUGGUAUGGUCUAUUUAUGCCACGAAGAUCUAGGCUGGAUGCCUUAUGUUAAGACUUGGACUUAAAACUACAUUAACACAACCAGUAAAGAAGAAGCUGUUAAUCAUGGAAAGAUUUAUAUGAGUAGGAAUUGUCUUGACGGAUUAAUUAAUAUGUUUAAUAACACUUUUGAUUAAACUUCUAAAUUUACAAGAAACUUUUAUGAGCCUUUCCCUACAAUUCAAAUACAAUAGGCUAAUAAUAUGUGCAAUAUCCUACAAGUUCUGUUAAAAACUUUAAUAACAAGUGAUUCAGAUGAGGAAAUACUAAAAAGAAUCAAUUACAUGUAUGUCUUCUCAUUGAUUUGGGGUGUUUGUGGCUCAGUUAGUCAAAAGCAUUACGAUACCUUGGACGUAUAUUUUAAGGAUACAUUCUAAUAGCUAAGAUUCCCUAAGUGUGAAACUAUUUUCGACUUCACUGUUGAAACUAAUUAAUAGAAAAAUUUCGUCCCUUGGGAAGUAAAGCCAGAAGAUUUUGCUUAUUCUAGAGACACUCCUUACUUUAAUUUGCUAGUUCCUACUGUUGAUACCAAAAAGAUUACUCAUAUAUUAGAAAAGCUGAUAUAUAUACAGAAACCUUGUCUUUUUACAGGUGAUACUGGUGUUGGAAAGUCUGUUAUUGUUCAAAAUUUCUUAUAUAACGCUAAAAAUAAAGAUGUUAAAUCAGAAAAAGCUACCAUUAAUGGUAUUUUCUUAAACUUUUCAGCAUAAACUAAUCCAAAACAGACACAACUUGCUAUUGAAUCGAAGCUUAAUAAAAAGGGUAAAACUCUAUUUGGUGCACGUCCAAACGAAAGAAUUGCAAUCUUUAUUGAUGACGUUAACAUGCCUGCAUUAGAAUCAUAUGGUGCAUAACCUUGUAUUGAAUUGCUGAGAUAACUCGCUGAUAAAGGAGGCUUUUAUGAUAGAUAGAAGCUUUUCUGGAAAAAUAUUGAAGAUACCACCUUAAUAUGUGCAGGUGCUCCUCCAGGUGGUGGUCGUAACCCUCUUACUCCUAGAUUUGUAAGGCAUUUCAAUGUAUUCUGCUUGCCUUAGCCUUCAAAUUCUACUAUGGAAUAAAUUUUUGGCUCAAUUAUGAAAGGUUUCACGAGCAGCUAUAAUUUCUCUGAAGGUGUGAAAAAAUCUCAUGAGGCAGUGGUAAAAUCAACAAUAGAUAUCUACAACAUCAUUUGCAAAGAUUUGUUGCCCAUUCCUUCUAAAUUCCACUAUAUAUUUAACUUAAGAGAUGUUUCUAAAGUAUUCUAGGGAAUACUAUAAGUCAGACCUUAAUCAGUUAAUAGUUUAGAAUCUCUUACUAAACUUUGGAUUCAUGAAACUUCCCGUGUUUUUGCUGACAGGCUUGUUAAUGAUGAGGACAGAGGUUGGUUCAAAAACUAAAUCACUAGUAUGGUUUCAAGAUAUUUUAAUUUAUCGUGGUCAUAAGAAGAAAUAUUUACUGUACCUUUCUUAUUUUCUGAUAUCUUAAAGUUAGAUCUCGGAUAAAAUAUAUAUGAAGAAAUUACUGAUAGACCAAAAGUUAUCAAAAACCUUGAAGAAAAGUUAGAAGAUUACAACCUUUCAUCAAAUGAUAAAAUGAAUCUCGUUUUCUUUGAUGAUGCUAUGGAACAUAUUGUAAGAAUUUCUCGUAUUCUCAGACAGCCAAGAGGUAAUGCUAUGCUUAUUGGAGUUGGAGGAAGUGGCAAGUAAAGCUUAUCAAAGUUAUCUAGUUUUGUAAUGAAAUGUGAAGUAUUUUAGAUAGAACUUGUAAAAAACUACAACUCUUAAUCAUUUAGAGAAGAUUUGAUGAAAAUCAUGAACAGAUCUGGUGUGGAAGGCAUUCCUACCUCGUUUAUCUUUACAGAUGUUUAAAUCUCAAGUGAGAGCUUUUUAGAAGAUAUAAAUAAUUUGCUUAAUACAGGAGAAGUUCCUAAUUUAUAUGCAAAGAAAGAAGAUUUAGAUAAUGUAAUUAACAAUAUUAGAACAGUUGCUGUUAAAUUAAAAAGACCUGAUUCUCCUGAGUCUUUAUGGAGUUUCUUUGUUGAAAGAGUUAGAGAAAAUUUACAUAUAAUUUUAUGCAUGUCUCCAGUAGGUGAAGCUUUGAGAGUAAGAUGCAGAAAAUUCCCUUCAUUAGUAAAUUGCUGUACUCUUGAUUGGUUCCCUCCUUGGCCUAAAGAAGCCCUACUAUCAGUUGCCCAGCGUUUCUUAGGUCAAGUAGAAUUACCAAGUCUUAACAUUAGAGAUUCUUUAACCGAAAUGUGCAUGAGAGUUGCAGUCGAUGUUUCUCAAUAAUGUGAUUUAUUUUAUAAAGAACUAAGAAGAAGGAUUUAUACAACUCCUAAAAGUUAUUUAGAUUAAAUUAAGUUAUAUUGUAAAUUGUUAACCAAGAAGAGAGAAGAAAUGUUAUCAGUUAAAAAGAAAUUGUCAGAUGGUUUAGAAAAGCUCUAAACUACAAAUGAUAUUGUUGCUCAACUUAAAGUUGAAAUGGAAGCACUAUAACCUUAACUUGAAGAGCAAUAAAUUAAAACUGAUUAAUUUAUUUAAUAACUUUCUAUUGAUUCUGCUGAAGCAGGAGAGAAAGAAUUAGCAGUCUCAAUAGAAGCUGAAAAAGUAAAUGAGCAAGCUCAAGAAAUCAAAGUUAUUUCUGAUGAAGCUCAGACUGAAUUAAAUAAGGCUCUUCCUGAUCUUUAAAAAGCCGAGGAAGCACUGAAAAGUAUUAACAAAGCAGAUAUAGAUUAAGUCAGAACCUAUAAAAAACCUCCUGAGAUUGUAUAAAUGGUUUUAGAAUGUGUUUUAUGUUUGCUUGGUGAAAAGAAUGACUGGGAAAGAGCACUAAAGGUUUUACAAGACAACUUUAUUGAAAGAUUAUAGAAAUAUGAUAAAGAUAGUAUAGUAGAGAAAAAUUUGAAUAAGGCUAGAGUUUAUUUUAAAAAACCAGAAUGGGAUCCUGUAAAUAUUUAGAAGGCUUCUUCUGCUUGUAGCUCUAUUGCAAAGUGGUGUAAUGCUAUGGAUAAUUAUUCUAAGGUGGCUAAAAAUGUCAAUCCACUCAAAGAAAAGGUUAGAGAUUUAUAAUCUAAAUUAGAUGUUAAAAAUAAUGAACUAAAACUCAAAAUGAAUGAACUACAAAAAGUGAAAGAUAAAGUAUAAAAAUUACAAGAAGAAUGUGACAAGACAGUAUAGAUCAAAAAGCAACUUGAAGAAGAAUUAGAGAGAACUAAGAAUCGUUUAAUUGCUGCUGAAAAACUUUAAGAUUUAUUGGCUGAUGAAGGAGUAAGAUGGAAAAAUUAAAUUGCAACUAUUGAUGUUACUAUUUAGUAGCUUAUUGGUAGUGUUUUCUUGGCUUCUGCAUCUAUAAAUUAUUUGGGAGGAUUUAUCAGUAAAUAUCGUGAUCCUAUGACUAAAUCCUGGGUCGAAGGUAUGCAAGAAUUAGGUGUACCAAUGCCAGAAAAUUAUUCAUUGGCAGAUACUUUAGAAACGCCUAUCACAAUUCGUGAUUGGAAUUUGUAGGGACUUCCAAACGAUGCUUUCAGUAUUGAUAAUGGUGUAAUUACUAAGUAAUCAGAAAGAUGGCCUUUGAUGAUAGAUCCAUAAGGAGAAGCUAACAAAUGGAUAAAGAAUCAUGAAAAAGAUAACAAUUUAAAAAUCGUCAGAUUCAGUGAAUCUCACUUCUUAAGUGUAAUUUAAGGAGCUAUCAGCUCAGGUUAUCCAGUACUUAUUGAAAAUGUAAGUGAAAGGCUCGAACCUUCUAUAGACUCUGUGCUUCAUUAACAGACUUUCGAAGUUGAUGGAAGAAAAUUAAUCAGAGUAGGAGAUAAAAAGAUAGAUUAUGAUAAUAGGUUCAAAAUGUAUAUCACAACAAAAAUGGCUAACCCACACUAUCUUCCUGAAAUAUUUAUAAAGGUAACAGUAAUAAACUUUAGUAUCACUUUCUAAGGUCUUCAAGACUAGCUCUUAGGUGAUGUCAUGAAAAAUGAAAAGCCUGAAAUAGAAAAGCAAAGAGACGAAACCACAGUUUCAAUUGCGAAUGCCAAAAAAACUAUCAAAGAAGCUCAAGAUAAAAUCUUAGAACUUUUAGCUAAUUCAAAAGGUAUGAUUUUAGAUGACAUAGAACUUAUUGAAACUCUAGAAAAAUCAAAGAAGCAAUCUGCAGUUAUUGCAAAAGAUCUAGUAGCCGCUUAAUAAAUUGAAGAAUAAAUUAACAUCAGUAGAUCUCAAUAUGUUCCUGUAUCAAUCAGAGGUACUGUACUCUAUUUCGUUAUAAGUGAUUUAUCUGGUAUUGAUCCUAUGUAUUAAUAUUCGUUAGCUUACUUCAAGAAAUUGUUCAAAAUAGCUUUGGAAACAUCUUAGCAAACUAAUGUUUUAGAAGAAAGAUUAUUAAAUUUAUCUGAAAAUAUUACAAAAACAUUAUUCAUGGAUAUUUGUAGAGGUCUAUUUAAUACCCAUAAGAAGCUAUUUUCAUUUUUAAUUUGCACAGCCAUUAAAAGACAAAGAGAAGAAAUUACUUAAAAUUCAUGGAAUAUUUUAUUGCGUGGACCAGCUCUUACAAUUAAAGAUACUUCUAGAAUUCCUGAUAACCCAGCAAAGGGAACAAUCUCAGACAAAUAAUGGAUUACACUUUUCGAAUGUUCCCUUUAAAUCACACAAUUCAAAGAAAUUCCUAAUCUAAUCAAGAAAGACAUGGCUUCAUGGGCUAGCUUUAUAUAAAGUGAAGACAUAUACCACGAAAAGCUUCCUAAAGGCUGUGAAGAAAUAGACAGAUUCUUGAAACUUAUUCUAAUCAAAAUUUUCAGACCUGAAAAAGUUAUGCACUCCUUCUCUCAUUAUGUUAGUGAUGAAAUAGGUAAAUUUUAUGAUGAAAUAGUGACUAGUAAUAUGGAAAGUGUUUAUAAUGAUAGUGAUUGCUUUACACCAAUUAUUUUUAUUCUUUCAUCUGGUGCUGAUCCUACUUCUCUUUUAUUAAAACUCGCUAAGUAAAAAGAAAUAUAGAUAAACUAAAUAUCACUUGGUCAAGGACAAGGUAAGAAGGCUGAAAUAUUAAUAGAAAAAGCUAAAAACUAAGGAACUUGGGUUUUACUGUAGAAUUGCCAUUUAGCCAAGAGUUGGAUGGGCAGCUUAGAAAAAAUAGUAGAAGCUUUCCCAUCUUCAAAUUUCAUUUAGAAUGACUAAUUUAGGCUUUUCUUGACAUCUAUGCCUGUUAAUUAUUUCCCUGUCUCUGUUUUAUAAAAUGGUCUAAAGCUUACUACUGAAGCUCCUAGAGGAUUAAAAGCAAAUUUAAAAAGAUCCUAUUAAGAAUUUAACUAAGAAUUCUUGGAUAGCUGCUCAUACAAACCAGUAUAAUGGAAUAGGUUGCUCUUUGGUUUAAGCUUUUUCCAUGCAAUAGUCUAAGAAAGAAGAAAAUUCGGUCCUCUUGGUUUUAACAAAGCAUACGAAUUUAAUGAUAGUGAUUUAGACAUUAGUACUCUAACAUUAAAAAUGUUCUUAAAUGAACCAACAGACGAAAUACCUUGGGAGGCUAUGCUCUACAUGACUGGUCAUAUUAAUUAUGGUGGUAGAGUUACUGAUGAUUGGGAUAGAAUAUGUCUUUUAAGUAUCUUGAAAAAAUAUUAUAAUGAAGAAAUCUUAAAAGAUUAAUGUAAGCUUUCUGGUAGCGGCAUCUACUAUGUUCCUUUAUCUGAUUAAGUUGAAUAAAUUAGAAAUUAUAUUGAAAAUCUUCCUAACUUUGAUGAUCCAGAAGUAUUUGGCAUGCAUGAAAAUGCUAAUAUUACUUUUAAUAGCUAGGAAUCUGUGAAAAUGAUAGAGACUGUAAUCAGCAUUUAGCCUAGAGUUAGUACAAGUGGAGGAACAGGUAAAACUUAAGAUGAAAUAGUUAUGGAUUUAGCUAAAGAUCUAGAGUCUAGAUUACCUCCUCUUUUAGAUAAAAACACAGGUAAUGCAGAGUUAUUCAAAAAAACAGACGCUGGAUCACUUCCUUCUCUCACCACAGUUCUCCUUUAAGAAAUUGAGAAAUUUAAUAGACUUUUAGGAGUUUGCAAAGACAGUUUGAGUAAUUUGCAAAAAGCAAUUAAAGGUUUUGUAGUCAUGAGUUAGGAAUUAGAUGACAUGUACCUAUCAUUUUUAAAUAAUUUCCUCCCACCAAUAUGGAAAAAAGUAUCUUAUUCUUCUCUUAAACCACUGAGCUCAUGGUUUAUUGAUUUGAUUGAGAGAGUGAAUAUGAUGAAAAAGUGGCUUGAAGUUGGUAAUCCUGUCUCAUAUUGGCUUAGUGGUUUCUAUUUCCCUCAAGGUUUCCUAACAGGUGUACUUCAGACACACUCUAGAAAAUAUAAAAUCCCUAUUGAUAGUUUGAGCUUUAAAUAUAAAAUAAUGAGCAUUGAUUAUGAUAAAAUACUUGCAGGUCCCAAAGAUGGUGUUUACAUUUAUGGAUUGUAUCUUGAUGGAGCUAGAUGGGACACUCCAAUGGAUUCUUUAGUAGACUAACAAAUAGGAUAAUUAUAUUCCACUAUGCCCAUGAUCCACUUUAAUCCCUAAGAAAAUUAUACUUAACCUGAGGAUAAUUACAGUUGUCCAGUUUAUAAAACAUCAGAUAGAGUAGGUGUUUUAUCAACGACAGGUCAAUCAACCAACUUCAUUAUAGCAGUUUCACUUAACACAAAGCAUGAAGCACCUGAAUUUUGGACAUUAAGAGGUACAGCUUUGCUUUGCUAAUUAAAUGAUUGA